AUGGGGACACGAAUCGAGACAAUUGCUCUGCAAGAGCCAUCUUUAGGACAUGAGCCAGAUCAGGAAGUCUCGCGCCCCGAAAUGAGCGACGAGAGCAUCCGGCCAGCUGAUGCAAGAAACCGCGAUUCAAGCAGGGCUAGGCUGUCCGCUCUCGCGGGCAAUGCCGUACUGCAACUGCCCAUCUGGGGCUUUGCUAUGAGUUACGGCGUUUUCCAGGAGUACUAUUCCUCAAACUGGACCUUCGCCGGGAAUCGGGAUGUCACUGGUAUCAUUGGCACCACGUCCAACGGUGUCAUGUAUCUCUCCAUGCCGAUCCUCUUCGCCAUGUUCACCAGAAGAUGGGCGCAUAAGCGCCAACUCGCCGCACUCUGCGGCGUCGCCCUGACAUGCCUAAGCUUUCUCUUGGCCUCCUUCAGUAGCCAUGUAUGGCAUCUGGUUGCGACCCAGGGUGUGCUCUCAGCCCUUGGCUGCGCUCUCGUCUACAGUCCCACAACUCUGUCUCUGGGUGAGUGGUACAGCACAAAGAACCGGGCAGUCGCAUACGGCAUCGUUCUGUCGAGCAAGAACAUAGUGGGAUCCACAUGCCCAUUCCUCCUACGAGCGCUUCUGGACCGCUACGGAUUCCGCAUGGCCAUGGUGUCGUGGAUGGCAAUCACGGCGGGCACAGGUCUUGCUGCCAUCUUUCUGGUUACGACACCCUCUACCACUGUGGCUCAAACUCGUACCAGCCACCCGUCGACGCGUAAAAUACCCUGGCACUUCUUGAAACACCAGACCUUCUACAUUUAUACGGUGGCGAUCGUUCUGCAGAGCUCAGGCUACGGUAUCCCGCAGACGUACCUCAACACCUAUGCCCACGACGUGACCCUGCUGUCGCAGACAACGGCGACUUUGAUGCUAACCAUAUUCAAUCUUCCCGGAAUCAUGUCGUCUUCCUUUUUCGGAUAUCUCAGCGACAACCCUCACUUCAGGCUUUCCGCAUCGACAGUGACUUUCAUCUCCGCCACCAGCUCGGCCGUGUCUGCCUUCUUGUUCUGGGGUCUCACGUCGCCGGGGAGCCUGGGACUUCUCAUCAUGUUCUCGAUGACCUUUGGGUUCUUCGCUGGCGGGUAUAGCGCAACGUGGGGAGGCGUGAUCAACGAGAUGGAGAGCGAGGCCGCGGAGAGAAACGAAGCGAUUGAUACAGGCAUGGUUUACGGUCUGCUCAAUGGCGCCAGGGGCGUCGGGUAUGCCUCUCGUCAAUGUUUGGUGGCUGGGGGAUGUUAUGGAGGUGCAAAGGGCGAUUUCAGCGCCGAAGCAGAUAACUAG
Molecule: messenger RNA, 1308 nt
Organism: Thyridium curvatum
Lineage: Eukaryota; Fungi; Ascomycota; Sordariomycetes; Thyridiales; Thyridiaceae
Exons: 3
Coding region: 1-1308 (435 amino acids)
Biological process (GO): transmembrane transport
Cellular component (GO): fungal-type vacuole membrane
Molecular function (GO): transmembrane transporter activity
Source: RefSeq, a predicted model, not a curated record